Molecule: messenger RNA, 303 nt
Organism: Perkinsus marinus ATCC 50983
Lineage: Eukaryota; Perkinsozoa; Perkinsida; Perkinsidae
Exons: 2
Coding region: 1-303 (100 amino acids)
Source: RefSeq, a predicted model, not a curated record
AUGUUGAGGAAUUUCUGUUGCGCUCAGGAUAGUAUCCUCCGUGAUUUCCCACCCACUGGUGGUAACGCUGUGGAUGGAGUAAAGAGCGGGGAUGAAAACCUGGGGAAGAGUUAUGGAAAUAGCGCUCAAGUCGACGAUGAGGAUGCUUGUAAAGUUUGCUAUGAGAGGCCAAUCGAUACGGUUCUAGUACCUUGUGGUCACUUUGUAGUCUGUAGUGCCUGCGUGUUGAGGUUGGAUGGUACUGACAAGCAGUGUCCGAUCUGUCGUACUACAUACCAGCUGGCGCAGAAGAUUUUCAAGUAA